Effrenium voratum is the source of this 360-nucleotide messenger RNA. Lineage: Eukaryota; Dinophyceae; Suessiales; Symbiodiniaceae. The record is from the annotation of a GenBank genome assembly.
AUGAUAAUGCCGGGCAUGUUUUGCAGCAACCCUGUGAGUACCCACGGGGAAUCCGUGGAAAAUACACAUCCCAGAGCCCACAACAGCUCACACGUGAGCCAAAACUGCCAAACCAACCCUUCUGAAGCAAGACAUACCGGAAACGAUGCAGAUUUUUGCAACCCAGACUUAGAGCCCAAAUGCAGACUCCGAAAGCGUUUGGCUUUGACAAGGAUUCCGGAGAAGACACUUAUUCCAGACCUGAGCCCGAACAUCUACACGUCGGGGCACUUCCAUAGCACUUUGAUCAGCUUCUGCAGAUCUUCUAACAGUUUGGUCCUGCAGGAGAUACCAGCUACUUAUUCCUGGGCUCCAAUGUGA